Molecule: messenger RNA, 2305 nt
Organism: Clarias gariepinus (North African catfish)
Lineage: Eukaryota; Metazoa; Chordata; Actinopteri; Siluriformes; Clariidae
Gene: camk2d2
Product: calcium/calmodulin-dependent protein kinase (CaM kinase) II delta 2
Exons: 21
Coding region: 110-1654 (514 amino acids)
Biological process (GO): protein phosphorylation
Cellular component (GO): cytoplasm; neuron projection
Molecular function (GO): ATP binding; calmodulin binding; calcium/calmodulin-dependent protein kinase activity
Source: RefSeq, a predicted model, not a curated record
UGGCCUUUUUAUCUCGCCGCCGCGCGUGCACGGCCGCAGCAUCAGCGCGCGCCCCCGUGCUCGCUCCCGGUCUGUGCGCGCGCGCCUCCUCAUCCUCUCGCGCUGCACCAUGGCGCUGACCGUCUGCACGCGCUUCACCGACGAGUACCAGCUGUACGAGGAGCUCGGCAAAGGAGCGUUCUCCGUGGUCAGGCGGUGUGUGAAGAUCUCAUCAGGCCAGGAAUAUGCAGCUAAAAUCAUCAACACCAAAAAGCUGUCUGCCAGGGAUCAUCAGAAACUGGAGCGAGAAGCUCGAAUCUGCAGACUGUUAAAACACCCUAAUAUAGUUCGUCUCCAUGACAGUAUAUCUGAGGAGGGCUUCCAUUACCUCGUGUUUGAUUUGGUCACGGGUGGGGAGCUGUUUGAAGACAUUGUAGCAAGAGAGUACUACAGCGAAGCUGAUGCCAGCCACUGUAUUCAACAAAUUCUGGAGAGCGUUCAUCACUGCCACAUUAAUGGCAUCGUGCACCGAGAUCUGAAGCCUGAGAAUCUGUUGUUAGCGAGUAAACUAAAGGGAGCUGCCGUGAAGCUAGCUGAUUUUGGACUUGCGAUUGAGGUGCAAGGAGAACAGCAGGCCUGGUUUGGUUUUGCUGGGACUCCUGGAUAUUUGUCUCCUGAGGUUCUGAGAAAGGAUCCUUAUGGAAAACCAGUGGACAUGUGGGCCUGUGGUGUGAUCCUCUACAUCCUGUUAGUUGGUUAUCCUCCGUUUUGGGAUGAAGAUCAGCAUCGUCUCUAUCAGCAGAUCAAAGCCGGGGCGUAUGAUUUUCCUUCUCCAGAAUGGGACACAGUGACUCCUGAGGCCAAAGAUCUGAUUAAUAAAAUGCUUACAAUAAACCCCAACAAACGUAUCACAGCCGCUGAGGCACUUAAACACCCCUGGAUCUGUCAACGCUCCACCGUGGCUUCAAUGAUGCACCGACAGGAAACUGUGGAGUGCCUGAAAAAGUUUAAUGCUAGAAGGAAGUUAAAGGGCGCCAUUUUAACCACGCUUCUAGUGACCAGGAACUUUUCAGCAGCGAAGAGUUUGUUGAACAAGAAGCCGGACAGUGUAAAGGUCAACAAUAAGACCAACAAAGACACAGGCCCCGCCCCCGCACUGGAGCCUCAGACGACUGUCAUCCACAAUCCAGUGGAGAGAAAUAAGGACUCAACUGAGAGCAACAACACCACUAUAGAGGAUGAAGAUAUUAAAGCUUGUCAAGUUCUCAGUAAAGCCCGAAAGCAGGAGAUCAUUAAAGUUACUGAGCAGCUGAUUGAGUCCAUCAACAAUGGAGAUUUUGAAACUUAUUCUAAGAUGUGUGAUCCUGGUCUAACGUCGUUUGAGCCUGAGGCUUUGGGGAAUCUGGUAGAAGGACACGAUUUCCACCGGUUCUACUUUGAGCACGCUCUGUCAAAGGGCACUAAGCCGGUGCACACCAUCCUGUUAAACCCUCACGUUCACCUGAUCGGCGAGGACGCAGCGUGCAUCGCCUACAUCCGCCUCACGCAGUACUUAGACUCCGGACGCCCGCGGACUGCUCAGUCAGAGGAGACACGGGUGUGGCACCGCCGAGACGGGAAGUGGCAGAACAUCCACUACCACCGCUCCGGAGCUCCCAGUGCCACGUACCCAUAACUCACCUCUGUUAAUAAUCAAUCAACUAAACUGGACCUGCCCAUGUAUGACCAGCUGGAGACCACGCCGAGUGCAUCAACCCACCGCAAGCUCCUCCCACUCAUUAACAUAUCACUGCACGUGGACAAGAUUUUAAAUUCAUCACAGCAACAAUCUCUCUCUCUCUCUCUCUCUCUCUCUCUCUCACUUAUCUAUCUGUCUGUCUCUCUCUCUCUUACACACAUUGUUAAAGAUGAAAGGGAGUUUUUUAAUGUUAGGUUUUGCUUAUAAUGGCAUAAACAUACAUUUGUGUGUGUGUGUGUGUGUGUGUGUGUGUGUGUGUGUUGUUGUGGUAAUGUUCAUAUGUAAUGUGAUUGUUAAACAAAUUACAAAUUUGUCCCAUAGACAAAUCCAAAAUUACACACACACACACACACACACACACACACACACUAUUUAAUAAUGCUAUGUACAUUAAUUAAAGUCUAUACACUGUCAGAAUGUAGCAUAAAAAGCACAUGAGCUGUGCAUGCAGAUUAUAAUAGACCUCAAUAAUAUUCAUGUUAACUAAUGCUUAUUCAUAUCUAAUCUUAAUGUCUAUUGGUCCAAGCAAAUUGAUUAUUUUUUAGACUUAUUGUUAUUUUUAUUACUUUUGUUGUUGUUGUUGUUGUU